AUGAGAAAAUUUUUUUACACAAAUAAUUUGGUAAGAAAUAAUGGAAAAGAUAUAAGAACACGAUCAUUUCAUUUAAGUUCUUGCUUAUAUGAUUAUAAUUUUAACCCAAGUAUGACCUCGUAUAUUGAGAAUACAUAUAAGAUAUGGAAAGAAGACAGAAACAAUUUACACAAAUCGUGGGACUCUUUAUUUAGCAUGUAUCCACAUGCAGAAAUGGAUAAUUAUAAUAACCCAAUAAAAAUAAAUCGAAAGACUGAUAAUUAUAAUAAUAGUAAUUGUUUUCAAGAUGUGCUUAAGAAUAAUAAUCUUCGAAUUACAUAUGUGAAUAAUGAAAUGCUUGAAAAAGGGAAAACAGAAAAUAUUUAUGAUCUAGCUAGGAUUGUUCAAUUAAUUAGAUGGUAUCAAAAGAAAGGACAUUUAUAUGCUAAUAUAAAUCCUUUGCCAUUACCAAAAGAACCUCCCUAUAGUAGUGUUUGUUAUGAACCUUGUAAAAGGAAAAUGUCUUACGUGGAUUUUGGUUUUAAUGAGGAUGAUUUAGAUAAAGAGUUUUUUUUUGAUUUGCCGUCGAUUAGUGGUUUUUCAAGUAAUGGUAUGAAAAAAUGUAAUUUAAGAAAUUUAUUAAAAAGAUUAGAAGAAACAUAUUGUGGUACUAUUGGUUUUGAAUAUAUGCAUAUAACAAAUGAAAAUAUAGUAAAUUAUAUAAUACAAAGAAUAGAGAAGGACAAAAAAUAUGAAUAUGAUACAAAGAUGAAAAAAAGAAUUUUAGAAUAUACUGCUCGAGCAUUUAUAUUUGAAAAUUAUAUGGCAGCUAAAUUUGCUACAACAAAAAGAUUUGGAGUUGAUGGAUGUGAAACAUUAAUUACUGGUAUGAAAGCAUUAAUAAAAAGGGCUGCUCAGUUAGAUGUAGAUAGUGUAUUGAUGAGUAUGUCUCAUCGAGGUCGAUUGAAUGUUUUAUUUAAUGUAUUACAUAAACCAUUAGAACAAAUGAUGUCAGAAUUUCGAGGGAAAACUGGUUUUAGUGAUAAUAUAUGGGGAAAUACCGGAGAUGUAAAAUACCAUUUAGGUGUUGAAAUUGAUUAUUAUGAUGAAGAUUCACAAAGAUAUAUACAUAUGGGUAUAGUAGACAAUUCGUCUCAUUUAGAAUCUGUUGAUCCUAUUUUAAUGGGUCAAGCUAGAGCACAACAAUAUUAUUGUAAUGAUAAAGAAAAAAAGAAAGUGUUACCAAUAACUAUACAUGGAGAUGCUUCAAUCGCUGGACAAGGAAUUGCAUAUGAAACAUUUCAAAUGUCUAAAUUACCAAGUUAUAAUGUGGGUGGUACUAUACAUAUUGUGGUUAAUAAUCAAAUAGGAUUUACCACAUAUCCAAUAGAUGCAAGGUCAGGAAAAUAUUGUACAGACAUAGCUAAAUGUAUAGAUAUACCAAUUAUACAUGUAAAUGCAGAUGAUCCAGAAGCUGUAACAUAUGUAUUUGAAUUAGCAUUAGAUAUUCGAAAUAAAUUUAAUAUUGAUACAAUUAUUGAUAUUGUAGGUUAUAGGAGAUUUGGGCAUAACGAAUUAGAUAUGCCAAAAUUUACGAAUCCAUUAUUAUAUGAUGUAAUAGCUAGACAUAAAUCUGUUUUAGAUAUAUAUAGUAAAAAAUUAAUUGAUGAAAAUAUUAUUAGUCUUAAAGAAUUUGAAGAUAAUAAAACUGAAAUAUUUAAUUUUUAUGAACAAGUGUAUGAGAAAUCCAAAUCAUUUGUACCAACACCUAAGGAAAAAUAUUUACCUCAAUGGGAACAUAUGGUAACACCCCAAAAAUUUUCUCCCUCACGAAAAACAGGAGUAGAAAAAGAUGUAUUAAUAAAUCUUGGGAAAAAGAUAUUUACAUUACGUGAAAAUUUCACUGCUCAUCCAAUAAUAACAAAAUUAUUUAAAAGUAGAAUAGAUAGUUUAGAAACAGGCAAAAAUAUAGAUUUUGGUACCGCUGAAUUAUUAGCUUAUGCAACUUUAUUAUCUGAUGGAUUCCAUGCACGUUUAUCUGGUCAGGAUUCACAAAGAGGAACUUUUUCUCAUCGACACGCAGUAUUACAUGAUCAAAUAACAUAUGAAUCAUAUAAUAUAUUUGAUUCAUUAAAAACACCACAUACCAUAGAAGUAAAUAAUUCUCUUUUAUCUGAAUACGCAUGUUUAGGUUAUGAGAUAGGAUAUAGUUAUGAACAUCCAGAUGCUCUUGUUAUUUGGGAAGCUCAAUUUGGUGAUUUUGCUAAUGGAGCUCAGGUUAUGAUUGACAAUUAUAUUGCAUCUGGUGAAACAAAAUGGAAUAAACAAUCGGGUAUUGUUAUGUUAUUACCUCAUGGAUAUGAUGGACAAGGUCCUGAGCAUUCAUCUGCUCGGAUAGAACGUUUUUUACAAUUGUGUGAUGAUAGAGAAGAUAUAGCUACCUAUUCUGUUGAAAAAGAUAAUAAGAUUAUUCAGCAGCAUAAUAUGCAGGUUAUAAAUUGUAGUAAACCAUCUAAUUUUUUCCAUGCAUUAAGAAGACAAAUGCAUAGAUCUUUUAGGAAACCAUUAAUUGUAAUAACACCUAAGAAAAUGUUGAAAAUGAGAAUGGCAUUUGAUAAGAUUGAAAAUUUUUUAACGAACACUGAAUUUUUACCUUAUUUACCAGAAGAAGUUGGUCAUAAAUUGAAAGAUAAAAAAGAAAUCAAAAGAAUUAUAUUAUGUUCAGGACAAGUAUAUUAUGAUUUAUUAAAUUAUAGAUAUACAAAUAAAAUUGAUGAUGUAGCUAUUGCCAGAAUAGAACAAUUAUCUCCUUUCCCCUUUAAACAAAUAAUGAAUGAUCUGCAAACUUAUCCAAAUUUGAGAGAUAUUAUAUGGGCACAAGAAGAACAUAUGAAUAUGGGUCCAUGGUUUUAUGUCUCUCGUCGUAUUGAAGCAUCUAUAAAACAAUUAAAAAAAGAUAAACCAAAAUGGAAUAUUCAAAUUCCUCAGGUACGUUAUUCAGGAAGGGAUGUAUAUGCAGCGCAAUCAGCAGGUGAUCUUAAUUUACAUCUUUAUCAAUUAGAUGAAUUUUUAGUUGAUGCAUUUAAUUUGGAUAAAAAAUAUAACAUGCAUGUUCAAAAAUAUACCGAUGCGUUAUAA
This is a messenger RNA of Plasmodium falciparum 3D7, 3117 nucleotides long. RefSeq names its product 2-oxoglutarate dehydrogenase E1 component (gene KDH). The record is from RefSeq and is a predicted model, not a curated record. Gene Ontology annotation, molecular function: oxoglutarate dehydrogenase (succinyl-transferring) activity; thiamine pyrophosphate binding; oxidoreductase activity, acting on the aldehyde or oxo group of donors, disulfide as acceptor. Lineage: Eukaryota; Apicomplexa; Aconoidasida; Haemosporida; Plasmodiidae.